Molecule: messenger RNA, 9160 nt
Organism: Notolabrus celidotus (New Zealand spotty)
Lineage: Eukaryota; Metazoa; Chordata; Actinopteri; Labriformes; Labridae
Gene: zcchc14
Product: zinc finger, CCHC domain containing 14
Exons: 14
Coding region: 835-4269 (1144 amino acids)
Molecular function (GO): protein binding; nucleic acid binding; phosphatidylinositol binding
Source: RefSeq, a predicted model, not a curated record
GCCAAUCAGAGACCUUCUGCAUGUUGCGCUGAUGUAGCAGAGUUGGAAUAAUCUUGUGGAGAGCUUUGUUUCCCCAGAUUUUACCUUCAUGGAUCACAGGGACCGUCAAACUACAUUUGGGGCAGAAUAGGACAACACACUCUGAGGAGGAAACUUUCUUCUUCUUCUUCUUCUGCAGUUUUUGUUCACUUUGGAUUUCGAGUAGGUAAUGUCUGGGAAAUGUAGUGAAGUUCAUUUCAUUGGCAGCAUCAGCUGGAGCUUCAGACCAGUCCUGUUUUGUUUCUAAACUCCAGCGGGGAGGAUCCGCUCCUCUCUCUGUGGAACCAUGAGGGCGCACGGAGACCAGCGCGGACAUGGAUCAUUGUGCUCCGUGUUCCAGGGGGGGAAGCUCAUCUCCAAAAACCUCACUCUGUUGGACCGACCUCGUGAGUGUGACGGGUUGUUUUGGUAGUCUCCGUCAUCCUGCAGAGUCUGAGUACCUUCAGGUGGUCGCGGUCCGACCGGCGGAGAGGGACCCGGCGGAGGGACUCCUGGCUGCCGCGCUGCGUCCUGGACACAGACUGGUCUAGAUCGUCUGCUUUCAGGCACUUUGGCAUGCUUACAGUCUGGACUACCUGCAGGACACAGUUACUGUAGCAGACAUGUGUGCAGAACAAACAGAUUAACAGCAUCAGUCACAUAAAGGACUCAAGUUUCAGAUCAGCUUGCACUAUCUCGGCCCUCGAGUAGGGGGACUUCCCUGAACCAGUACCCCUCUAACUUUACAUCGACUUGUUAAAGUUGCUUUCAGGUGCCUGAAACUUUCACAGCACUUCUAACACUAAAGUGAAUGUGAUGGUGGAGGGCCGGGCCUGUGUCCAGAGGGAGGGGGUGUAUCGCUGGUUCUCCUACCUCACUUCAGCCCAGAGAGCAGAGUUCCUGUGCGGCCUUUUGGAUCUCUGCGUCCCCAUCGAGCUCCGCUUCCUCGGCUCCUGCCUGGAGGACUUGGCCCGCAAGGACUACCACUCCCUCCGGGAUGCAGAGAUCAGAGCCAACAACCCCACAGACCUAGCCGGCCUCGCCAACAUCACGGACGAGGUGGUCCGCAGCAAGCUGCUGGUGUCCCUCGCCCUGCUCGGCUCGGACAACAGGGAAGGGGCGGGGGUCCUGUACCGGAUCCUGACCCACAUUGACACCGUGAUCAAUAAUUACGGCCUGUCGCUGAACGACGGGAGGACGGAUGAGCAGUUCCUCUUAUUGUUCACCAUGGCCUCUCAUCACUCGGCCUUCAGCUUCCACCAGAAGCAGGUGCUGAGGCAGCAGCUCGGACAGAUCCAGGACGUCUUACAGGUGAGCAGCAGAGGAGCCAGAGGAGCAGAGUCCCUGGCCGCAGGCCCCUGUAACGAUAAAGUCCCCGUCUGUAACCCUCAGCUACAUCACCAUGACCAUGACAAGCCUGCUUCCACCACAUCGUCCCCCGCUGCCUCCUCCUCCUCGCCUGAUGCCAGCGCUUCUCACCCGCCUUCACCUUCCAGCCAAACCUGCCACACGCACUGCACUCGCUGGCGAAAGAGUCAGACUAGAGAGGUCAGCACAGUUGCGGGGCAUGGUGCCGGCGUCGUCGCAGGACGGCAAGACCAAGCAGUGAGCCAGGAGCUCUCCUCUCCUCCACCAGCACCCGCUCCUCAUGUGUCCUCUCUUGGACCUGCUGAUGGAGACCUGGACUCUGCAGCACCAAACAAAACCCACAUAGGAAAAGCAGGAAAAGCUGUGAUUGAGAGUGUGGCGCUGAGAGGAGUGACACAGAAGUCUGAAGACGUCAGUGAGUAUAUGUUUGAGACCAGGUGGUCGGAUGGUUUUGUGUCAUCUGUUGUAAGAAGUCAGAAGGAGGUUACAGAGCUGCUGUCCCAGCUGUCUCAAGCAUUUCCUGAUGAAGGAGUGGAAAAAUACAUCCCUCAGUCCACAGAGCUGGACCCCAGGUGCCUGACAGCGCUGCCCUGCCAUGUUCUCCAGCACCAAAGCUUCCAGCUUUUCUUCACCUCCACAAGGCCUCUCUCACCCAGCUCUCCUCCCUCCCUCCCCUCCUCUAGUGUGCCUCCAUUACCACCCUCAUUACCUGUAGCUCCUGUAGCCUCCGCAUACCCAAUCACCUCCAGCUCCAAUGUUGGCUGUACGGUUCAGUGCAGGGGAGCCAAUAGGGCGGUAUACAGAGUGGCCAGCGUCCAGCCCGUCAUCAGCAGCCACAGCUCUGUCUUGACUCCCCCUUCGCCUCACAUCUCCUCCCUCCCUCCUCCCUCCAUACCUCCCCCCCAGCACUCCCCCCAGUUGUCCUUCCUCCCUCCCCCUGUGCCAGCCCUGCCCACUCAGGGCCCCCUGGCUGGCGCUGGCGGUGAUCACCCCUCCUCUCAGUCCCUCUCUUACUCCCACCACCUCUCCUCACAGAACAGCAGUCACUCCGGCACUCUGCCUCAGCCCCUCCGCCUGCCCAACUCCCACUCCAUGUCCCACUCACAUUCCCAGUCCCUUUCGUACCCCCAGUCCCAUUCCCAGUCUCGCUCCCAGCCCCAUACUCAGUCCCAGCCCAGCACUCCAGAACAGAACAGCAUCCUGGACUGGCUCCGCAAGCUUCGGCUCCACAAGUAUUACCCGGUCUUCAAACAGCUGACCAUGGAGGAGUUUUUAGCUCUGACAGAGGAAGACCUUAACAAGUAUGACCUGACCCAAGGAGCGAAGAAGAAACUCAAGACUCAGCUGGAGCUUCAGAAGUCAGCAGACAGGGAGAUGAAGACAGAGAAGAGGUCUUGCGGUGGCAUUGCCAGAGUGACCCCCUCCAGUCAUAUCGGACACUCAGCACAUCCUUCCUCCAUUGCAGAGCUGCAGGUGGAGGUGGACCCGGUGCCGCACCAUCACCCUGUCUCAAAGGACAGCAGCUCAUCCUCAGGGUACUCCAGCUCCUCCUGCUCCCCGCUCUGCUGCGACUCCGCCUACGAGAGGACCAGGGACAGCCACCGACGUGUGUCAGGUCCAGACCCAGCAGGAGGAAGUCCAGAGAAGGACAGACCAUGCCUCUUCGUCUUAAACUCCAGCUGCCCUACCGGCUUCAGUCGCCCUACGGCCCAGGUCCUACCGGUCCAGACUGAUUCAGCAUCCUCUCUCCCUCCCUCCUGCUCCUUCAGCCACCCACAGUCCCCCUACCACCCUCAGGCCAGUUACCCCCAGACGCUGCUCUCCCCGGUCUCAAACCCAGCACGCAUCCUGGCGUCUCCACGUAAGCCGAGGCCUCCUCCUCUGUGUACUGAGGACCGGACUAAGCCUCUAGGCUCUGGUCAUCCUGGCUUCAGUAAGGGGCUCAGUGUGGGGAUUGGGGUGAAGCUUGAAAACCUUUUCCCUGGACUCAAAGUGGACGGCUCGGCACUGCAGGACUCAAUGGUUUGUUGUGAGAUGGUCGGGGGUGCUGUGGGUCUCAUGGUAGAAACCAGUUCUGCUCUGACCUCGACCUCUAACAGCCUCCACCAUGUCUCCCACCCCCCUCUUCACUUCCACCUCUCUUCCUCUUCAUCUCCCUCUUCAUUUGGAUACUACUCUGACCCGCCUACCUCAUCCUCCUCCUCCUCUUUCUCUCCCUUCUUGUCCUCCUCGUGUCCCUCCACAAAGUCCAGUUCUCUAUCCGGCAGCCCUGGUGGUGGUGCAGGUUUUAUCCCCAUGGGGACCCCGAGCGGUGUUCCUAUUGCUGCAGUAUCAGGCAACACGUACUACCCCUCACAGCCUACCUCUAACUCCUCCUCUUCCUCCUGCUCUGCUGCGUCGUUGGAUCAGAGUUCGAGUCACAGCGUGUCCAUGUGUGUGUGCAGCUCCUGCGGUUGUCGGGGUAACUGUGGUGCUUAUGGGAUGUUACCUGGAUAUGCAGCAGCUGGAUACCUGCAGUCCUUCUCCGCCUGUCCCUCCCUCUUAACCCUGGGCCCUCUGCUCCAUCUUAGUCCCCUGGUGGCCUCAUCGGGUGCCACCAGCCCCGGAGCGACGCCGUUCUCCUACCCGAUGAUAGUGCCCCCGCCCCUUUAUCACCACAGCGCCGUGUCACAUGACCAGCAGCAGAGCUUCGCUUUCUACAAGACUCACAGCGUGGGCCACGGAGGCCUGCAGAGACCUGAAGGGAACCUGUCCUGUUAUAACUGCGGGGCCGGUGGACACAGAGCAGAGGAGUGCAACCAGCCCUCCAUGGAACCAGCACAGCAAGGUACGUUUCGACUGAAGUACUCGACUCAUUCUGACACUAAGGACUCGGGGGAUUGAUCAGAGGAGACAUCAGAGGAUUUGAACUGCUCUGCUCCUGACACUACUGGACCUCAUGCACCUGCUGCAGCUGGUCUGCAGUCAGCUGCAGAGAUUAGGAGGGACGAUCAGAGACAGUCUGCUUUUAGGUACAAUAAGAUAACACUAAGUCAAAGACUGUUGAUCAGAACUGACCCCUGGUAUCUUAUGUGAUGUUUUCUCAACAGUUUACACAGGUAUGACAGAGAGGGGGCUGAAACAAGGGAAGAAGAGAGAGUGGCUGUGUUAGUCAUCUGAUAAGCUUUUAUCUGAUCUCAGAAAAUACAGGAAAAACUUUAGAAUGCUUCGCUUCAUGCCAGAGAAGUCUGCCUCACCUUCUGAAAAAUGAUGUAAACGGACUAUAGGUGCAUUUGGACCAAGAGUUCCAGGGUCUUAUAGCCCCCAGAACUACUUCACCCUGAACUAAAAGGUUCCUGUGCCCCCAUUGUUGUCUGAGUUUCAACCGCGGGCUGAAGUCCCGGGUAGAUUGUGCAAAUCAGGCCAGUGACGUAUGGAGAAAAAAAAAAAGUAAAUGCACUACACCACCAGACCAGUAGAGGGCAGUAAAACAAAGAGGAAUGCCAUUCAUCACAGAUGACACCAUAGAAGCAGACGGACAGGCGGGUAUCAUUAUGAGCAACACAACAGUUAGCCUGUUAGCAUGAAGAGACUGCAGUUUUAGAUGGUGCUAUAUUUCAUCACAGAUGGAUUCACUGAAUCAACACGUGAGAGGAGAUAAGUCCCAGGACCUUUGAAAAGGACUACCCCCCUUGCAGGUGCUUUUUAGGGGGGAGAUUAUCUACCCCUGAACUAAAUUUAGAACCUGGUUCCUCUGGUCGAAACGCACGUAGUUCCGGGGUAAAGUUCCUCUGGUUGAAAAACGCCUUAUCAGUCAUGUUACCUCCGGUGCUUUAUGCUUCGAUCAUCUUUAAAUCUGCUUAUCAGCUCAAUAAAUGAGCAGUUUUUAGAUUUUUCACCAAAGACACACAACUCCAGUUUCAUGACAGGUACUCGUGGAGCAGCUGUGGCUUGGUGACUGAGUCAGCGGUCUCUCAAUCGGAAGGACAGGGUUUGUUCCCAGGUCCAGCUGUCCACAUGGGCAAGACACUUAACCCCGAACUGCCCCCUGCUGGCUGUGCCAUCAGUGUACGAAUGUGGUGUGAAUGUGUUAAUGUGACAUGUAAUGUAAAAGCACUUUGAGAGGUCAGAAGACGAGAGACAGAGAUAUAUGAACACAGUCCAAAACACAGUAACACCAGGUAAUAAUGCCCUGAAACUACAAAGAGAGCACAAGUGGUAUCUACCCUCACAUUUCAAGUUUGCAAGCUCAACAGAUAUGUUUUAGAUAAAGAUGUAAACACAGACAAAGACCAGGGAUUCUGGGAAAUGCACGUCUUUUUAAAAUGGUCUCCAUUGUAAACCUUAAAGACAGACGGGAUCAACUGCUUUAGGAGCAUCAAAGGAAAACAACGGAAGCAAUAGAAGACAGGGAAGCUUGGAGAUCGUUGAAGAGGAGUGCUUUGGAUGCAUUCUAACAGCAGGUUGGCUUUUGGAGGAAGGCAGUACGGAUUGAAGUGAUUCUUUGUCCUGGCAGCUCGAGGCUUCCUGUUCAAAAAAGAAGCUGAUGUCGCUGAGAUGAAGUGUCAUGGCCUGUGCUGUGAUAGCUGAUAUGGAAGAGUUGAACGUACUGAAGCAAGAUGAGAUAUUGAAUUAUUGAAACUAUUCAAGUCUGAGGCCAUGGUGCUCAGUCAGAAAAGGGUGGAUUAACCACUCCGGAUCGAAGGAAAGUCUUUGCCCCAAGCGAAGGAGUUUAAGUAGCUCAGGGUCUUGUUCACGAGUGAGGGGAAUUGGGAGCACGAGAUUGACAGACAGAUCGGGGCAGCGUCUGCAGGGAUGCAGACGCUGUACCGGUUUGUCGUGGUGAAGAGAGAGCUGAGCCAGAAGGCAAAGCUGGAGAGAGAAAAAGCCUGGACACGUUUCUUUACAGCAGGACUUUAUGCCAUUAAACAGCCCCCCUGUUUGUGUACGAGGCAGUAAACUCAGCGAGUGUGUGUGUGUGUGUGUAGUGUGUGUGUGUGUGUGUGUGUGUGUGUGUGUUACAUGCUGCAGUCCUCUUUUUCUAAAACACCAGGAUGCUGUGUGAAAUUUCACACUGAGGCAGCAAUAUGCGGUGUGUUGAGCACAGUCAGCAUAAAGAGGAGCUUUAAUUCAGGCCUGUUCUGAUUCUCUAUAAAAUGGGACGAGACAAACUUCCAUCCAAUAUACAAGUAUUAUAUCUUUGUCUGUCGCCUCAUGUUUUCUGUAUAUGUGUAUUUACAUUAAUCCAAGAAAAUCUGCGAUCACUUUAUUAGUCAGCUUAAAACUUCUUCUUCUAACUGGUGAUGGAUUCUAAGUUAUAACGGGCUGCAGAGGAAACCCUUUGAGGGAAACGGGACAGGCAAUGUUGAUCAUGAGUCAGAACACGUGCACGCCUUUUCCUGUCUUUAAGUUUCAUUCUUAAGGCUGAUUUAUACUUCUGCGUCGAAUCCACGGUGUAGCCUACGCCGGGGGUCCGUGUAGCUCCUGUACCUACGUAGAGGCCUACGCACGUAGCUGACCUGCACCUCCUCCAAAAUGUAACUACGCGUAGAAUCGACACAGACUGCAAGGCCUGUGAUUGGUCCGCUCGGCGGCAUUGUGUUUCCUGCAUUUACAGCACUCAUGGAAUCCCGGACAUCGGCCGUGUAUUUCAUCUCCUCCUCUCUAUUCUUCAUGUAAUCAUGUCUGUAUGAUAAACAGCAACAUGUAUCAGCUGUAGAUUAACAGAACACGCUCUGAAUCUCUGUGGAAAAGGAAACAGAGAUCGUAGCGGGACCGGAAGCAGGGGACCGGCUAUCAGAGAGACCACACUGCCCUCAGGUGUUUCAGGGGAGAAUUGCUGCGCGACACGGACACAUCGAAGUACAGAAGUAUAAAUCAGCCUUUACUGUUGUUGAUGCAAGUGAUUGAAUGUUGAGUGAUUGGACAAUAUUUUGAGGAACUAUUAUCAUUCUCACUCAAGUGAACUGUUUCUAUAAUUAAAGAAACACUAGGUACCUAUUUUACUUCCAUGGUAUGUUGACGGUCAAUCAAUCAAUCUUUAUUUCUAUAUCACCAAAUCCCAACAAAUGUUCUCCUCAGACUUUCCAAACAGAGCAGGUCUAGACCGUACUCUAUGUUCUAUUAUUAACAAAGACCCAACAUCAAGACAGGAUCAGAUCCAGUCUCAUCUUACAGACAGGACUCAGUCUGAUCUCAUCUUAAUCCACCAUGAGCAGAGCACUUUGCAGCAUUUAGCAAGUUACAGUGGCAAGGACAAACUUCCUUUAACAGGCAGAAACCUCCAGCAGGACCAGACUCAUGUUAGACACACAUCUGCUGAGACCGUGUUGGAGAGAGGGAUAGAAGGAGAUGAAGAGAGAGAGAGAUGAUAGUGGGGAGAUGGAUAGUAGUAGUUGUAGCAGCUGGAGUCUGGAACGUCCACAGCAGCAGAGAUCCAUAGGAACCUACGAGACAAGGGAGCUCAGGGACUCCAGAAAGGUCUAUGGUUAGUAACUUUAAUGGGACAGGAAGAGUUAAAGUAAGUGACAGGCAGAGAGAGGAGAGAGAGGGAAAGACAGGAUCCCAGUGUGUCAGUCUAAGCCUAUAGCAGCAUAACUAAGAGCUGGUCCAAGCCUGAUCCAGCUCUAACUAUAAGCUUUAUCAAAAAGGAAAGUUUGAAGCCUACUCUUAAAAGUAGAGAGGGUGUCUGCCUCCCGAACCCUGACUGGUUCCAAAGGAGAGGGGCCUGAUAACUGAAGGCUCUAUCUCCCAUACUACUUUUAGAGACUUUAGGUACGAUGAGCAGGCCUGCAUGUACAGUAAACUGACUUGUAAUGAGGACACGGUGGUUCUGUCAUUUCCUCUUCACGCCUCAUCUUUUCUUGAAAUAUGUCAUGUUUGAUCUCCUGGUAGAAGUAAGGCAGACACAUCUCUGUCACCAGUUUUGCCCCUUUAUUCUCAUUAAGGACCCUUUAAGUUGUCCAAUCCAGUUAAAGUGUCUACCAAGCACGAGCCUAGAAAGUGUCAUACUUGCCGUAGCGUCUGUCAUGGCUGAGGUGAUAAAUGUGUAACAUAUCUGCACAUUUUGUGCCAAAUCACUUAAAAAUGUACAGUUUAUAUUCUUGCACAAUGUUGCUUUAGGAUGAGUUUCUGCAAAGGGAAAAUCAGGGCUGGUAAAUUAAAUAGUUAGAAGAUGUUGUGAAUGAUAUAUUCUGACUAUAAAUGAGACUCUGGGCGGGACCCAGAGUUCAUAGACUCGAGGACAGCUAGUCCUUUAGCUCCAACUGUAUCUGUGCUCCUGGAGGGCACAGCAGAGAGGCAUGUUAAUUUAAAAUGUAAAAUACUGAAGAUUCAGAGAAUAAAACAACAUGAGAAUGUAAUCAUAAAUUACUCAACUAUGUGCUUUUCUAUUUUUAUGUAAAUGCAUUGGGAAUGUAAAAAUCAAUCAGCCCAGCUCGUGUGUGUUUUUAAGACACAUGGAAACACUUCAUUCAGUGGCUGCACUGUACAACAUUUUCACACCAAAGAAUGCCUUCUUAUGACUGUUUCUGUUGUAUAGUUCAGCUUUUGAAACUAUUCAGUUUAAAAUCCAGAAUUUGAUGAAUCAGGUGCCGGGUGAGCUGAUGCUACAGUAUGCUUGUUGCAUCAUCUUAAAUAAAAAUGUGCUGAUGAAUUAUUUUGUGCAACCCCUUAAACUGUUUUUUGUUUAUUUGUUGUUCAGGAGUUAUAUUGCUCACUGUGUUUUAAAGUGUUUUAUUCAAAGCUGGGGAGAGAUCAAUGUCAGGGUAAUAAACUUUUCUAAUGUCUUUCAUCA